AUGUCCACCACCAAGAACAUGACCGCCCGCCCAUCCAUCGGCUCCCCCCGAGUCUCCGACACCAGCAUCUCCACCACCUCCAGCCGCUCCAGCCGAUUCAGCCUUGCGUCGCGAGAAUUCAAACGCCAGUCCAAGCAGCUCCUCGUCGAGCCCUGGUACGGCAGCUACCGCUCGUGGCUCGCGCAGGUCGAGAGGGACGAGCAGGCCAUCAAGGCCCAGAAGGGCAGGAAGAAUUCCUGGUUGGCGGAUCUCAAGGGGACUUGCUAG
Lecanosticta acicola is the source of this 267-nucleotide messenger RNA. The record is from the annotation of a GenBank genome assembly. NCBI's taxonomy places the organism in Eukaryota, Fungi, Ascomycota, Dothideomycetes, Mycosphaerellales, Mycosphaerellaceae.